AGUGUUUCUACAGAGACGCAGUAAUUCAGUGUUUCAGUCUUUUAGAGAUUAGACAUGUCUCUGAGUGUUUAUGAUGAUGUGAUUGGAUCUGAGGAGAUGAACAGAGGAGAUAAAGUGGAGAUGGUGGUGGAUAUCUACGAGAGUGCAGACGCUGUUAGAGGUCAUGACCCCAACACAGAGAUGGAGGACACCAACACAAUGAGGAUCCUGAAGACACAACAAGCAGAGAGUCGCUCUGCAGGAAGCAGACGCUACAGACUGGCUGCAGUGGGUCUGGGUCUGCUGUGUGUUCUACUGCUGACUGCCAUCACAGUGCUGUGGAUCCAGCUCAACCACCUGACUGCAGAGAGAGACCAGUUACAGACCAGUAACACCAACCUGACUGCAGAGAGAGACCAGUUACAGACCAGUUACACCAACCUGACUGCAGAGAGAGACCAGUUACAGACCAGUUACACCAACCUGACUGCAGAGAGAGACCAGUUACAGACCAGUUACACCAACCUGACUGCAGAGAGAGACCAGUUACAGACCAGUUACACCAACCUGACUGCAGAGAGAGACCAGUUACAGGCAGAGAGAGACGGGCUCCAGAGAAGGGUUUCUGAACUGGUUAGGGACGGGUGGUUCUACUUCAGCUCCAGUCUUUACUACGUCUCUACUGAGAAGAAGAACUGGAGUGAGAGCAGAAACGACUGCAGAAAGAGAGGAUCAGACCUGGUGAUCAUCAACAGCAGAGAAGAACAGGUCUUCAUUAACACAUUAAGAAAAGGUCAGUGGGUUUGGAUUGGUCUGAGUGACGGUGAAACAGAGGGGGUCUGGAAAUGGGUGGACGGAUCAGAACUGAUCACUGGGUUCUGGGGAGCUGGAGAACCCAACAAUUACGGAGAGGAGGACUGUGGUUUAUACGGCUAUGGGUCUGAUCCUGUGAAGAACUGGGCUGAUUAUCCCUGUAAUAACCAGUUUUUUUGGAUCUGUGAAAAGAGAAUAUAA
Messenger RNA from Astyanax mexicanus (Mexican tetra), 993 nucleotides. Its product is annotated as CD209 antigen-like. NCBI's taxonomy places the organism in Eukaryota, Metazoa, Chordata, Actinopteri, Characiformes, Acestrorhamphidae. Bases 55 to 993 code for a protein of 312 amino acids. The record is from RefSeq and is a predicted model, not a curated record. The transcript is spliced from 6 exons.